ACCAUUGGGCAGUUUCUUUUUGUACUUUGUGAGAAUCUGAUCGAAUUGUUGGGCAGCAGCUAUGAUGACCAUAGUCGGUUUGUUCCUGGCUUUCGUUCAUGUUGCCUUUGUCGCGAUUUACUUUUACCUCACCUGGUACCACAAAUACUGGGAUAAAAGGGGAGCAAUCACCGCCGAACCAUUGACUAUUUUGGGUACUUACCCCGGAAUUCUAGUCAACAAAAGCCGCAGUCUCAUACUCGAUGUUCAGGAUGUGUACAACAAAUACAAGGACAAAUAUAGAGCGGUGGGCACUUUCAUCACUCGACAGCCGCAACUUCUGAUUUUGGAUCCCGCCCUGGCCCAUGAGAUUCUGGUGGACAAGUUCAGCCACUUUCGGGACACCAUAACCAGCAGUUUUGCGGGCCACAAUCCGGAGGAGAAGUACGUGCAAAAGUCACCCUUUUUCAGUGCUGGCGAGGAAUGGAAGCGAAGGCGGACGGAGAAUGUGGGCGGACUCACGCCCAGUCGGCUGAAGCAGGCCUUCGCCAUUUGGGAGAAGAGUGGUCAAAAGCUGGUCGAAUAUAUGGAAAAGGCAAGACGGGAGCAGGGUGAUGUCAUCGAGACCAGAGAUCUGGCCUAUCGUUUUACGGCCCACAUAAUGGCGGACUUUAUUUGGGGCAUUGAGGCGGGUUCCCUUAGCGGCAAUGUUGGAGAGAUUGGGGCCUUUCAGAAGAUAUCCACGGAUUGGACUGUGUAUGCCUUCAGCUCGAUGAUUCGGUUUAAUAAGAGCCUUGUGGCCACAUUUCUGCGAAAACUAUUCAAGAUGCGGUUUUUCACCAAGGCAUCGGAGGAGUUUUUCCUGCGUUUAACCCAGGAUGCAGUGAAGCUCCGGAUGGGGGGCAGUGGAGAGGGUCGCACGGACUACCUAUCCCAUCUGAUUCAACUGCAGCAGCGUGGAAACUCCAUUAACGAUUCCGUGGGACAUGCCCUCACCGUCCACUUGGAUGGUUACGAAACCUCCGGAGCAGUUCUCUACCACAUGCUCUAUUCGCUCAGCGAACACCGCCAAGAGCAGGAAAAGUUGCGCUCCGAAAUACUAGAUGCCCUGGCCUCCGACGACAAUAUCAGCUACGAACAGCUCAAUGCUCUGCCCUAUCUGGAUCAAUGCGUCAAUGAAUCUCUUCGACUGACCACGCCCAUUGGUUUCUUUAUGCGGAUCUGCACCAAGCCAACUCAAAUUGAUAUGGGCAAUGAGAAAACACUGGAUUUGGAGCCAGGUGUAACAGUGAUGAUUCCCGCCUUUCAGUACCACCAUGAUGACGCCUUCUAUCCGGAGGCCAGUGAAUUCAGGCCGGAACGGCUUGAGAAUGGAGCGGCUAGUGAUUUCAACAAACGUGGAAUUUUCCUGCCCUUCGGAGAUGGUCCUCGGAUUUGCUUGGGUAUGCGUGUGGGUCAACUGAGUGUUAAAACUGCCAUCCUGCACAUCCUUUCGAAUUAUGUGGUGGAACAGACAAAAAAGGUGCCUUUGGGCGCAGACACCGGCCUGGGAAUUUUCCUCAAUGGCGAUGUCGAACUGAAAUAUACAAAAUUGCGGAAAUAAAACGAAACGUUUAUUUUUGUAA
Messenger RNA from Drosophila elegans, 1604 nucleotides. RefSeq names its product probable cytochrome P450 309a1 (gene Cyp309a1). The record is from RefSeq and is a predicted model, not a curated record. Gene Ontology annotation, molecular function: oxidoreductase activity, acting on paired donors, with incorporation or reduction of molecular oxygen; iron ion binding; heme binding. The transcript is spliced from 6 exons. Lineage: Eukaryota; Metazoa; Arthropoda; Insecta; Diptera; Drosophilidae. Bases 62 to 1582 code for a protein of 506 amino acids.